AUGCUAAAAGAGGAACGUUCAAAGCUGAAAUAUCCAAAUUACUGGGACAAAGAUCCCAGCAACUGGGGAGACGUAAAUGAAUGGGAUAAUUAUUGGAUUGAGAAUCAACCACGUUCAGCGUUAAUUACCAAGCAAAAAUCACAUACGGCCUUAGCUGAGGAACUGAAGCGCUUGAAUCAAAUAUACACGGGAAUACAUCCUGCUUGUGAAAUAAUCUCUGGAUUGCAGAGCGAACUAAAGGAAAGUAUAUAUGUUGAGAAGGUUUUUCAGUAUGUAAAACCGACGGGUAGCACAAAGAAGGGAAGGCAAGCUGGCCUCCAGAUAGCACGACGAGGAUUUCAAGUAUACGCUGACAAGGAGUUUGAUUCAGUGGAACGAGAACGAAAAAGAAAUGAACAUAACAAAGCACAAACUUCCGAAUAUAAAGUUCAUCCGUCAAAUGUUUCCAUGUCCCCUGGGCGUGAAUCGUUGAACUACUCCGAAUCAUCCCAGUCAAAAAGAGAUCGGGAAAAGGAUUUGAAUAACGAGAUUGACUACUUCUUUCAAAGUCCCCCCGAACAAAAAUCAACCAAUAAUCCAAUUAAGAAAUGGCGGAGAUCAGAAAUCAUAAGCAAUGAACGAGGCAUUUCCAAUGAAGCAGACAACGAGAAGGACAAGGAUGAGUCUGAAGCCACUUUUAUAUCCGAAGAAAAUGAUGAUUCGGGAUUUUUCUCCUUAGGUCAACCCGCAAGUGAUACCGAAGGUCAGAGCCCUCCACCGCUAUUAGAGACAGAAAAACAUGAACUUCCUUAUUGCCUCAAUUGUUACGCAGAGAUCAGUAACUUUAGCUCAAUCAUAUUUUGUCCGUACUGCGGAACAAAGAUUGUAUCGUCUGAGGAUGAAUCUGAUACGGAUGAGGAAAAUGAUACAGACAAUUCGAAGUUACGGUUGAGCACAGACACAAUAGUGGAGGACGUUCUCUUCGAAUUUGCCAAGGACAUGGACUAUGAACAUCAUGCUCAUUCCUAUAUCAUUGAUUAUGAUGAUGAAGAGAUUAAAGCACUUUUCAGCGAUGUAGAAUGGGAAGAGUUGACACAAGACCGAAUUGGCAUUCCAUCUAUUCCACGUGAUAUCGCAAAGGAGCUGUCAAGAUAUGGAAAAGAUAAUUUAGAAGACUUACGUACAGCUGUAAUGACAUCGUAUCUCAAUGAUGAUGAAAAGUAUGAUGACCGUAAACAUCACAACCAAGAAUGGAUUCAAUUAGCCAUUCGGAUACUUGUAAAUCUGUAUAAAAACGUAAAUUCCCCUCUAACAAGAACACAAUACGAAAAUUGGUUCACAGUUGCACUAUUUGGAACGUGUAUUGAUUUCUUUAUUAGAGACCAUCAAUUGGGAACCGACAUCAAAAGAACUGAUGCACCGUCAUUAAGUAGUGCUAACAGGAAGAAUCGUGGACGGAAAGUGAAUACACGGACAAGAAAGCUCACAGGUCGUAAAAUCGACGGGAUUAUAUAUUCCGUUGAAAAACUUCUUGAAUUUGGGGCAAUUGAGAGUGCAAGAUCUUUUCAAGGACAUUCAGAUCAGAAGUUCCUUCUUGAAAAUUUUAAAAUGCCUAAGACACUCCGUGACAUGUAUUCGGAAUUGAUAAGGGCUGUAAAUUUUGACGAACAGAAAUCAGAAAAAAUACAAGUCUUUGGCAUUUUACAUUUUGGACUGUGGAUUCAAUUCACAAGGUUAUGGCGUGCUGGUGGUUCAGUUUGCAUUUUUCGUAAAGAUUUCCCAUCUUAUAAUGUAGAUAGUACGUUUUCAGAAGAUGGGAUAAUGUCCUUUUUAAAGCUUCUAGUAUCAAUUUAUCAGCGCAAGUCAGCAAAUGGGUUGGAAAAUGAAUUAAUGGAAGUUGGCCGAAGUUCAUCAUGCUCAGUUUCUUCACCACCACGCUCGAUUAAAUUUUUUUCUGAUUGUUUCAAGACCCCAAGGAAACCAAGGAAAAAAAUUCCGUAA
Molecule: messenger RNA, 1980 nt
Organism: Funneliformis mosseae
Lineage: Eukaryota; Fungi; Glomeromycota; Glomeromycetes; Glomerales; Glomeraceae
Source: the annotation of a GenBank genome assembly